Carlito syrichta (Philippine tarsier) is the source of this 1894-nucleotide messenger RNA. Its product is annotated as guanylate-binding protein 7-like. The transcript has 10 exons. Gene Ontology annotation, molecular function: GTP binding; GTPase activity. Bases 17 to 1894 code for a protein of 625 amino acids. The record is from RefSeq and is a predicted model, not a curated record. NCBI's taxonomy places the organism in Eukaryota, Metazoa, Chordata, Mammalia, Primates, Tarsiidae. Gene Ontology annotation, biological process: defense response to protozoan; defense response to Gram-positive bacterium.
AGGACACAUCCUGGACAUGGCCUCAGAGAUCCACAUGCCCGGCCCAGUGUGCCUCAUUAAGAACACUAAAGGACAACUUAGAGUUAAUCAGGAAGCUUUGGAGAUCCUGUCUGCCAUUACAGAGCCUGUGGUGGUAGUGGCUAUUGCGGGCCUCUACCGCACAGGCAAAUCCUACCUGAUGAACAAGCUGGCUGGGAAGAACAAGGGUUUUCCUCUGGGCUCCACGGUGAGAUCUGAAACCAAAGGCAUCUGGAUGUGGUGUAUGCCCCACCCCUACAAACCCAACAACACCCUGGUCCUUCUAGACACUGAGGGUUUGGGUGAUGUGGAAAAGGGAGACCUUAAGAAUGACUCAUGGAUCUUUGCCCUGGCUGUGCUUCUGAGCAGCACUUUUGUCUACAACAGCAUGGGCACCAUCAACCUCCAGGCCCUUGAGCAACUACACUAUGUGACUAAACUAUCAGAGCUAAUCAGAACACAAUCCUGCCCCAGAACUGAUGAAGUAGAGGACUCCUCUGAGUUUGUGAGUUUUUUCCCAGACUUUGUUUGGGCUGUUCGGGAUUUCAUGCUGGAGCUGAAGUUAGAUGAACACCCCAUCACAGAAGAUGAGUACCUGGGGCAUGCCUUGAAGCUGAUUCAAGGCGAGAAUCCUCAAAUCAAAAAUUCUAACUUGAGUAAAGAGUGCAUCAGGUAUUUCUUUCCAAAACGAAAGUGCUUUGUCUUUGACCGACCAACAAGUGACAAAAAACUCUUAGUCCGUAUUGAAGAUGUACCAGAAUAUCAGCUGGAUUAUAACUUUCAGAAACAAUCAAGAAAAUUUUGUUCUUAUAUCUACUCCCAUGCAAAAACCAAGAACUUGGGAGAUGGAAUCAUUGCCACUGGAAAGCGACUGGGGACUCUGGUGGUGACCUAUGUAGAGGCCAUCAACAGUGGAGGAGUGCCUUGUUUGGAGAACGCAGUGACAACUCUGGCCCUUCUUGAGAACUCAGCAGCUGUGCAGAAGGCAGCCGACCAAUACAGCCAGCAAAUGGCCCAGCAAGUGAAGUUCCCUACAGAAACACUCCAGGAAUUCCUGGGCGUGCAUGAGGCCUGUGAGAAGGAAGCCAUUGCAGUCUUCAAUGCACAGUCCUUCAAGAAUGAAAAUCAGGAAUUCCAGCAGAAGCUUGUGGAAACCAUACGUCAAAAGAUGGCAAAUAUCUUGCAGCAAAAUGAAGAUGCAUCUACCAAAUAUUGUCAGGAAGAGCUUAAGAGGCUUUCAGAGCCCUUGAUGAAAAGCAUUUCAAGAGGAACUUUCUGUGUUCCUGGCGGACACAGUCUCUACUUAGAAGAAAAGAAAAAGCUUGAACAUUACUAUAAUCUAGUACCCAGGAAAGGAGUUAAGGCAAAUGAAGAAUUGCAGCGUUUCCUGCAGUCACUGGUGGUUGUAGAGAAAUCCAUCCUGCAGACAGACAAAGCUCUCACCACUCAAGAGAAGGCCUCGGCAGCUGAGCGGACCCAGAAUGAGAUUGCUGAGAAAGAAGAGAAGCUGAAAGAAGAGCAAAAGACGGACCUUGAGCAAAUGAGAAAAUCUCAAGAGAGAAUAUUCUGGAAAGUCAUAGACCUACUGCAGGAGAUACAUGAGAAGAAUACCGAAAACCGUGUGAGAGACUUGAAAUGGAUACUGGAUCACAAGCUGCAGGUUCAAGAACAACUGUGUGCUGAAGGAUUUCCACAGAAAUCUGAGAAGAUAAAUAAAGAGAUAAAUCGACUGCUAAAAAGCAUUGAAUUAAAAAAUAAUGAAAAGUCUUCACUGCCUUCAAAGAUAUUUGAAAUGACUUUCACAACAUUUGUGGAAAGAGUUACGGAUUUUCUGUUUAAAAAGGCAUGUAAACAUCUCAAAGAAAAUUUUAAGUGA